Camellia sinensis is the source of this 1106-nucleotide messenger RNA. Lineage: Eukaryota; Viridiplantae; Streptophyta; Magnoliopsida; Ericales; Theaceae. The record is from RefSeq and is a predicted model, not a curated record.
UUUCAUUUUCUCUUACCAUGUACAUCAGUGAGUUGUUACAAAGUAACUUUCUGAAUGAACCAAGAGAGAAUAUAGAAGAACGUGAAGCAGCAAUAGAGCUUCGGGAGGGAAUAGAGGAGCAGGAGUUGUUGCUGGAAUGCCUUUUGCUGAUACAACAAAGAAAACAGGAAGCUGCAGAUAAGUUGCAAGAUACAAUUUCCCUUGUAUCUUCUGAUAUAGAUGAAGUUUCAAAGCAGCAGUCAAUUCUUUGGGGAAAAGGGUGCUCUUGUCCAGAACUGGGCAAGGAUUCUGCUUCUGGUCCCCCUUCAAUGGAAUUUGUUGAAAAUGAAGAUUCUAGUUGCUCGGGGUCUAGAAAGAGGUACAGACAAGGGCUUCAGAGUCAUAAUGCAUCGGAAUAUGGUGGUCAUCUACAUGAAGGUCAGAAUUCAGAAGCUCCAGCUGAGAAUCAAGGAAGUAUUCUCUCAAAAAGUUCUCGAUUGAUGAAGAACUUUAAGAAACUGGAGUCAGCUUAUUUUUUGACAAGACAAAGGCCUGUAAAGCCAACAGGGAAAUCGUUAACUCGACAGUCUCCAGUAAGCAGUGAUGGUAGAGGGUCCAUUGUUGUUACUGAAAGAAGUUCUGUCAAUAAUUUGCCCUUGAAUGACCAGUUUAGUGAAGCUAGACAAAGUGGAUGGAUAAAUUCAUUCCUCGAGGGGUUGUGCAAGUAUCUGUCUUUCAGUAAAUUAAAAGUUAAAGCAGAUUUGAAGCAAGGGGAUCUUUUAAAUACCUCCAAUCUAGUAUGUUCUCUGAGUUUCGAUCGCGAUGGCGAAUUUUUUGCGACUGCUGGCGUGAAUAAGAAGAUCAAAAUAUUUGAAUAUGGCACAAUUUUGAAUGAAGAUCGUGAUAUCCAUUAUCCUGUAGUUGAAUUGGUCAGUAGGUCAAAGCUGAGCAGUAUAUGUUGGAAUAGUUAUAUCAAAAGCCAGAUUGCUUCUAGUAACUUUGAAGGUGUGGUGCAGGAAGAAGCAAGGACACCAACCCACUGGUAUGCUUUGCACACAGCCAGGACAACUGGUUUUUCCUCUAUUCAGAGAUUCUUCAUGCUAAAGGCCCUGAAAAUUUGGUAUUAA